This is a messenger RNA of Drosophila ananassae, 1998 nucleotides long. It is a transcript of the gene mst, whose product is annotated as protein misato. The record is from RefSeq and is a predicted model, not a curated record. NCBI's taxonomy places the organism in Eukaryota, Metazoa, Arthropoda, Insecta, Diptera, Drosophilidae. The transcript has 3 exons. Gene Ontology annotation, cellular component: cytoplasm. Gene Ontology annotation, biological process: mitochondrion distribution. The coding region runs from base 119 to 1849 and encodes 576 amino acids.
GAGAAUAUUUCAAAAAGUCCCCCAACAUAUGAUUCGACAAUCGAUAACAAGCUGUUAUCGAUAGCGCAGCGCGGCCUCUGGAAGUUGCGUACAAAUUAGUCAUUUUUAAAAUAACAUUAUGGCCCACACGCGCGAGAUUCUGUCUCUCCAGCUCGGCACCUACGCCAACUAUGUGGGCGCCCACUUCUGGAACCAGCAGGAGGCAAACUUUUGCUACGGCGACGGCGACGGAGACGACCAGGUGGCCGAGGAGCAUCUGCUACACAAUGACAUCCUCUACCGGGAGGGCUUGAACAGCCACAAUCGCACCACCUACACCCCGCGGUUGGUGUCUGUGGAUCUGGCCGGGACUCUGGCGCAUCUGCCGCUCGGCGGCGAGCUUUACGGCAACUUUGUGCAGCGGGAUGAGGAGCUGCUGCCGUUUGGAACGGGCGAAGAUCUGAACAAAACGCGACAGCGGGUGGAGGAGAGCGGAGUGGCCCCCACGAGCCAACUGGAGCUGCAAGAGGAGCCGCCCACGCAACUGUCCGAGUACCAGCGGGAUCUCAUGAAGAAUUCGGUGGUCCCGGAUAAGGAUUACCAGCUGGCGGAGACUGUGCGUAGUUGGCCGGACUUCCUGUAUGCAAGGUACCAUCCGCGCAGCCUGAAUGUAUUGCCGGGACUGGCCAGGAGUCCGGUUCAUCAGACCAUAAGCACAUAUUCCGCUGGAGCGGCCUUGUGGGAGGAAGCCUCCUUCAACGAGGAGCUCACAGACCGCAUACGCCUGUAUAUCGAGGAGUGUGACGGCUUGCAGGGAUUCCAUUUGCUAUUCGAUAUUGACGAUGGCUUUGGAGGGUUGGCGGGCAAGUGUCUGGAGCACCUGAACGAUGAAUACGGCAGGGCGAGCUUCGUUGUGCCCCUCCACUAUCCCAGAGCCACCUCCUACCCACAAGCAGAUUCCCGUCUGUCGCACUCCAUCCGCGUGGCGAACACCAUCCUGAGCUACCACAAUCUCAGCGAGCAGGCCACCAUGUUCACGCCGCUCUCCACGCUGGAAACAAUUUGGCGCAACACGAACCUCAAGUCCAGGACCCUCUCCGGUCUCCAGUGGCAGCCGGAUAAUCUGUACCAGACGUCGGGCUUGCUGGCCGCCUUCCUGGACACGGCCACUUUGGGCUACCGGCUGCGGAAUACUCCAGAAUCUCUGAUGCGUUUCUGCGACCGGGUCACGCCCUCGGGCAGGAAGAUGACAGCCGCCGGACUGGCCCUGCCUCUGGGAGUGGGCGAGGGUCAAGACCUAAUCGAGUUCCUGGACCAAAGCGGCGACCAUGCCCUGCUCACCCAACUGAGCCCAGGCUGUGAGCCAGGCACCUCGUACGUAGUCCAGUCCGUGACGGCGCGAGGUAUUCCUUUGGAGCGUCUGAAGCGGCCCAGGGAGAAGGCCGGCGACCAGAUGCGCAUGGCCGCCUACGGAUGCGACAGUGUCUCCCAGAUGCUGCAGCUCUACUACCAGUGCAGCUACCACGGCAGCGUCACCAAUGCAGCCUCCACACCACUGCCCCUGAAGUCGCAACUGCCCUUCCCGUAUGAGAUAUUCGGAGCCGGCAUGAACUCCAGUGGCUUCCGGCUGCCUGGCGAGGCGGAACGAGAGCCUGGCCUGCGGGUGGACUCUGUCCCGGCCCUGGCUGCUAUCCAGAACUCCACGCAGCUGGGCGAGCACCUGGACAAUCUGCACGCCCAGACGCAUCGCAUUCAGCUGGCCAAGCUGCUGGCCUACAACAAUUGCAGCCUGGAGCGGGAUGAGUACGAGACGGCACUGGAUCAGCUGCUAGAGUUCCGGGAUCUCUAUGCAGACUCACAGUAUCUGUAGGGUAGGGAUGGGGGUGUCCUGCUCUGUAAAGUAUUGUUGGUUUAUUGAGGAAGUAGUUUAAUUUAAAAGCGUGCUUCUGUUUGCAUUUAAAAAUGUAUAUUUAUGGAUAGAAAAUAUAGCACUUACUGCUCUGAUUUUCACGCCUUACA